UCUUAGGCCAAAAAAAAAACGAAUAGACGAUUAUCCUAAUUUUAAUUUUAUAAACCCCAAAAUUAAUAUGUCAGCCGCCUUACUAGCUCCGCAUUCUACUCCCAGCAAAAGCUAUGUCUCUACUCUCACUGUUCAUAUUCUUCCUUUUCGUGGGUGUCGUUCCUUCGAUAGCCGGAAAGUAUCACGUCAUCCAUUUCCUGUCCCCUAAUCUCUAUCCAGAGGGCCUUGCCUACGACCCAUCGGCCCAACACUUCAUCGUUGGCUCCCUUCGCAACCGCAGUAUCCACGCCGUAUCCGAUGCGGGCGUCGUCGAAACCCUGAUCUCCGAUCUGUCCCUCCCUCCAAACGCCAGCUUUUUGGGCCUGGCAGUAGAUUCUGUCAAUAACCGCCUUCUCGCGACGAUCCACUCUUUUGCCCCACUCCCUCCCUACAACGCCCUCGCCGCUUACGACCUCCGGACCCGCCAACGCCUCUUUCUCUCCCUCCUACCCGACGGUGACGUCACCGCAACCGAUCGUGCCGUCGCCAAUGCCGUGACAGUCGACUUUAAGGGAAACGCAUACGUCACCAAUUCGCUGGGCAACUCUGAAGGAAACUUCAUUUGGAAAGUCAACGCUCAAGGAGAGGCGUCCAUUUUUUCCAGAUCUCCAAUUUUCAAUCAUCAUCCCGUCGACCGAAACGCACCGUACAGCUACUGCGGCCUCAACGGAAUUGCUUACGUCAGCAAGGGGUAUCUACUGGUAGUGCAAUCCAACACAGGGAAAAUGUUCAAGGUGGACGUGGAGGACGGGACGGCAAGAACGGUGUUGCUGAACGAGGAUUUGGAUGUAGCCGACGGGAUUGCAAUACGAAGAGACGGUGUCGUUUUAGUUGUGACCCCAGUUAAGGCUAAGCUAUGGUUCUUGAAAAGCGACGAUAGUUGGGGAGAGGGAGUAAUUUAUGACAAAACUGACCUUGAUGCUGAGAGAUUCCCCACUUCAGUAACAGUGGGAAGAGAGGAUAGGGCAUACGUGAUAUACGGAAGAGCGAUUGAGGGUAUAAUGGGAAAUGAGGAGAGGGAGUGGUUUGAUAUAGAGGAAGUGAAGUCAGAAAGGGAGAGUAAAGAGGAUAACGUAUGGAUUUUCGUGUUGCUUGGAUUGGGUUUGGCUUAUUUCUUGUUCUGGAGGUUUCAGAUGAAGCAACUUGUGAAAAAUAUAGAUAAAAAAACCAAUUAAAUGUUGCCACGUAAUCUUUUUUAUAAAUUUUAGAAUGUACACUCUUUUAGAAACUCUUAAGGUUGUUCUUGCAAUUUUUACAUUUAUGUUUUAAGAAAUAUAUUUCACA
Messenger RNA from Manihot esculenta (cassava), 1323 nucleotides. RefSeq lists its product as uncharacterized. The transcript has a single exon. The record is from RefSeq and is a predicted model, not a curated record. Bases 114 to 1214 code for a protein of 366 amino acids. Lineage: Eukaryota; Viridiplantae; Streptophyta; Magnoliopsida; Malpighiales; Euphorbiaceae. Gene Ontology annotation, cellular component: endoplasmic reticulum.